AUGGACGUCUCUUCUCCAAUGGUCGCGACCGAUGAUGCUGCUGAGGUUCGCCGCAACAACAGCAAGUCCUCUUUGCGCUGGGCAGCCCUGUUUCUUGGGGAACUCCGCGAUGGUUUGACCAUGAUCAAUAUGCAAAGCGCGUUCCUCAUCGUCUCGAAGCAGUACACUGAGAAGCAAGUUGGGAUCCUUUUCUUUGUCUUUGGGAUGUCUCAGUUCCUGUUCCAAACACCCGCUGGAUAUCUGUACGACUACACGCAUCAAAAGCUUCUGUGGCUCUCAGCGGCUUCUGUUGCCACGACGAUUUUGACGGUGGCCACAGCUCUUUGGGCUAAAGAAUUUGGAGAAAACCUUUUGUUGAUGGUGGCCUUGAAAUUCGUUCAAGGAGCUGUCACUUCCUUCAUUCCACCAGGUCUGAACAGUAUCACCCAAGGAAUUGUGGGAUCUGUGGGAAUGACGGAACAAGUCUCUCUGAAUGAGAUGAUGAACCAUUUGGGGACUGCAAUCAUUGUUUUGAGUGGCUCCCUCAUUGCCUUCUUCUUGUACCCCGAUAUUGGAUUUCUUUUUGUCGUCAGCCCCAUUGCCUGUUUGGGAGUCAUAUUCUUCUUGCAGCGUAUCAAUGCCAAGGAUAUCGAUCAUGCUGCCGCCCGUGGCCUCACCAGCGAAAGCCAUACUGGAAAAGAAAGCACUGCCUCUUCGUCAGAUUACAAACCACCAUCAUCCAACAACUCAGUUGGAACCAGCUCAAAGAAAGACGCUCUCACCAACAAACCUAGUUUUGUUUUCGGAAUGAAUGGGGCCACUAGCCACGAAAGCAAGUCUACUGGACUUCAACCUGAAACUCCACUUCAAGUUCUUCGUGACCCCACUCUCUUGAUCUUUCUGGUCAUUGUCUUCCUAUUUCACACUGCGAACGGUACCGUAUUGCCACUGGUGAUGCAGACACUUGCUAUUGGAAAUGGACGCAGCGGAAUCCUCUUGAGCGGACUUUGCAUCAUCGUGGCACAGGUUUUCAUGGUCAUGAGCGCCAAGAUUUGCGGAAAGUAUUCGGCAGUGUACGGAAGAAAAAUGCUGUUCUUGAUUGGAUUCUUUUCUGUGCCAGUUCGGUGCCUCCUGCUCUAUGGAAUGCUCAUGAUGUGGGAAGGUCAGAUCCAAGGAAAUCUAUUCAUCCAAAUUGUGAUCUUGUCCACUCAAAUCCUUGAUGGCAUUGGAGCUGGAACAUUUGGUACCAUGUACAUCCUUGUCACUAGUGAUAUCAGCGGAGGCACGGGGCGUUUCAGCUUGAUCCUUGGUAUGACUACGGCAGCCAUGUCCAUUGGGGGGACCGUCUCUGGAUAUCUUGGAGAAGCCCUUGCUGAGGAUCUGGGUUACCGAACCACGUUUUUCAUCUUGGCAAUCAUGUCGGCCGUCCCUGCUUUGAUCUAUCUCACAUGCAUGCCCGAGACACUCCCCGACCUCGCCAAGAAGCAAGAACCGGGCAGCGACAAGGCCAAUAUCCACAGUAUCAAGGAAGAAGACGAACCUUCACCAGAGACUGGAUCCAAGGCCCGUUACAUUGAAAUGUACUAG
Molecule: messenger RNA, 1566 nt
Organism: Seminavis robusta
Lineage: Eukaryota; Bacillariophyta; Bacillariophyceae; Naviculales; Naviculaceae
Source: the annotation of a GenBank genome assembly